AGAACGAAACCGUCGGAAGGACAAAACGGGACGCGCGACGUGACCUUUUCCAUACUUGCAUGCGUGUGGCUGGCGCGCCUCCUAGCAAUUGCAAGUCGGGGAGGCAGGCCGCCUUCAAACGGUAGAUCUAGCCGAUGUCGUCGUCGAUGGGACACGAGAGUAGCGGUGGCGGCGCCGACGAGGAGGACCCCGCCGGCCUCCAGCGGGUCAUUUGGUUGCGGCAGAUGCUCCACCGCUGGCAGUCCUCCAGCUCCAGGAUUGCCGCCGAGAGGAGGUCCAGCGCCAGCGACGACGGCGACAGAGCCAACCCAGACGACGCCAACGCCACGACAGACCAAAGCAGCAACGGCGACCCCACGCCUGCCGCUGCAGACAAUGCCAGCAGCAGCAGCAGCAGCAGGAACCAGAUGCUGCCGGCGGCGCCGCAUGGUGCGGCGGACGAGGAGGACGAGGACGAGGACCGGCGGCUCCUGUCGCGGGUGCUGCUGGUGGAGGAGCGCAGGCGGGGGUGCCCCCCCGACGCGGCGGCGUGCGACUCGCCGAUGACGCCGAUGACCCCCGACGCGCCGGCGGACGUGCCCCGCGGGUGCUGCCCCGUGUACGUGGGCGCGGAGCGGCGCCGGUUCGUGGUGCCGACGGCGUACCUGGGCAUGCCCGUGUUCCGGCGCCUGCUUGAGAAGGCGGAGGAAGAGUUCGAGUUCGACUACCACGGCGGCGCCGUCACCAUCCCCUGCGACACGGAGGCGUUCAAGUACAUCCUCGUCGUCAUGGACCGCCACCGCCACGGCCUGGUCGACGACGAUGGGAACGAGAAGCACGAAGAGCAAGACGCAUCAUCUUCGUAGGAUCGAUAACAAGCUCGGAGAUCUCCGGUUGAAUGCGACCCUCCGUACUAGUCACGCAGGGCAAGGGCGGUACUUUUAACGAGUAAAGAAAGGGUAAUGGGUGUUGUUUGUUUGUCACUAUGCAAAUGCACGUUUGGCGCUCUGUCAUCACGAUGCCAUGGCCGAGACGAUGUUCGGUUCGUGUCUUAUUUUUAGAAUACCGUUCUAGAAUCUAGUUAUUAGCUAAAUGGUUUCUAAAUUUUUAUAUUAGAUUUUGUACCAUAAGCUUACGAUCUCUCUAUAAACUGUUAAUAGAAUUUGUAUUGGAUUUUGUGCA
This is a messenger RNA of Zea mays, 1161 nucleotides long. Its product is annotated as SAUR-like auxin-responsive protein family. Gene Ontology annotation, biological process: response to auxin. Bases 135 to 845 code for a protein of 236 amino acids. The transcript has 2 exons. The record is from RefSeq and is a predicted model, not a curated record. NCBI's taxonomy places the organism in Eukaryota, Viridiplantae, Streptophyta, Magnoliopsida, Poales, Poaceae.